UAUUGAUUUAAGAUGUCAUAUAUAAAUAAAUUGCUUGUUGCAAAUAGAGGUGAAAUUGCAUGCAGAGUAAUGAGGACAGCCAAGAAAAUGGGCAUCAAAACUGUCGCUGUGUAUAGUGAUAUUGACAAAAAUACAUUGUUUGUUGAAAUGGCUGAUGAAGCCUACAACAUAGGUCCUCCUCAAGCUUGUAAUUUAUGAGUUAAUAUUGCUUAGUGCAAUCAUACUUAAGGAGUGAUAAAAUCAUUGAUGUUGCAUUAAGCACAAAGAGUCAAGCCAUUCAUCCAGGCUUUGGAUUUCUUUCAGAAAAUGCACAAUUUUCCGAGGAUUGUCAAAAAAAUGAUAUUGUAAUAUAUAUCUUAAAUCGUCCAAGAUAUUUGUUGGUCCAGGAGCUGAUGCUAUAAGAAAGAUGGGAUCCAAGAGCGAAUCUAAAAUUAUAAUGACAAAUGCCUAAGUGCCAGUUGUCCCAGGAUAUCACGGUGAAAAUCAAGAUCCUAAUUUGUAAUCAAUUGACUCUUACUAGGUUAGUCUACUUCAAGAGGCUGAGAAAAUCGGGUUCCCAGUUUUGAUCAAGGCUGUUAUGGGUGGAGGAGGAAAAGGAAUGAGAAUUGUCAGAUAAAAAUCUGAAUUUUUAGAAGCAUUAGAAGGAGCCAAACGAGAAGCCUUAAAGAGUUUCAAAGACGAAAGAGUGCUUGUUGAAAAAUACAUUGAAAAACCUAGACACAUUGAGGUUCAGAUCUUUGGUGAUAAGCACAACAAUUAUGUUCAUUUAUUCGAAAGAGAUUGCUCAAUUCAAAGAAGACAUUAAAAAGUCAUCGAAGAAGCCCCUUCUGCUUUGGAAGAGAAAAUCAGAUAUGAUAUUGGAGAGGUACAUUCUAUUCUAUAGGUUAGAAAGCCAAAGCAGCCGCCAGAGCAGUUAAAUACUCAAAUGCAGGAACCGUAGAGUUUAUAUUUGAUUUGGAUUCAAGUAAAUUCUACUUUAUGGAAAUGAACACAAGAUUAUAAGUUGAACAUCCAAUUACAGAAAUGAUUACUGGGGUUGAUUUAGUUGAAUGGUAACUUAGAGUUGCAAGUGGAGAACAUCUCCCCUUAACUCAAGAACAAAUCAAAAGGAAAGGUCAUUCCAUCGAAGCUCGUAUCUAUUCAGAGAGUCCAAACAACAACUUUUUACCAGGGAGUGGCAAGCUUGAUCAUUAUUCAGAACCAAAAGCGUCUCAAACUGUUAGAAUUGAAACUGGUGUAAGAGAAGGAGAUACUAUCUCAAUCUUCUAUGAUCCCAUGAUUGCUAAGUUGGUCGUCUAUGGAGAAAAUAGACAAUUGGCUAUCUAAACUCUGUUAAAUGCCUUGUAAAACUAUUAAGUAAUCUUCAUCAUUAUAUUAUCAGAUUCAUGGCUUACCUAAUAACAUUUCCUUUUUAAAAACUGUUCUUCAACAUCCAGAAUAUGUAAAUCAGUAAUAUGAUACCUCCUUCAUUGCUAAAAACUAAGACACUUUAUUAAAAUUAAAAGACCAUUAUAAUCCUAUCGAUAUUGCUCUGGCAAUUGCUGGAAGACAUUUUCUAAAUUCAGUUAAUUUACCUAAAUCACUCUUAAAUUUCAGAAAUGGUGCUCAAAUUCAAAAUAAAUUAUCAUUGCAUGUUUAAAGUGCCUCAUAUGCACAUUAAAAGGAGAUUAAGAUUACCCAUAACAUUAAUGGAAACACUCACGAAUUGGAAAUUAAAGGCUAGAAGAUUGUAGUGAAUAAAGUAACGAAAAGUUAAGAACAUAAUAAUUUAUUAAUUUUUGAAACUAAUAAAGGAAUAUUCAUCAGAACUAUUAGAAAUGGAUAGAACUUAUUGAUUUUUGAUGCCGAAGGUGACCCUAUCACAAUUGCUGUCUCUUCUGAUGAAGUCAAGAAGGUCAAAUCGGAUCAACAUGGACAUGGCAAUAAUAAAGAAAUUGUUGCUCCCAUGCCUUGCACUUUGACCAAGGUUAAUGUAAAGGUUGGAUAAAAAGUGAAAAGAGGUAUAUUGUUUAUUAUUAUUAAAGGUGACAUUUUAAUUAUCAUGGAAGCCAUGAAGAUGGAACACACAAUUAAAGCUGCCAUAGAUGGUGAAGUUAAAGAGAUAAGAUACAAGGAAGGAUAAUUCAUUGAGCCAGGAGCAAUGAUUGUUAAAUUAGAAUGA
Molecule: messenger RNA, 2161 nt
Organism: Paramecium octaurelia
Lineage: Eukaryota; Ciliophora; Oligohymenophorea; Peniculida; Parameciidae
Source: the annotation of a GenBank genome assembly